GACAUUUUAUUUUGUGUAUAUUUUAUAACGAUAGGGCCUGUGAGAGACUGAACACAAGCAUCGAGUCAGUGGUUAACAUUUUGUAUUAGCAGCAGUCCACUGCACUGCUGAGCCCUUAAGCCACGUUCAGCCACACCACUGAGCUGGUUUGUUCACAAACAACUGGUUACUGCUCGGGAAGUGAAGACCCGGAAAGGUCACAGGUUUUUGUCCCCACCAUGGACAGUAUGGUAGAGAAUCUGUCAAAAACUGAGUUUAUCAGCAUUUGUGUUCGCAAUCCAAGGCUUCUUAAAGAUUACCUCUGGCACGCACACCUCGACUACGAGAUUUGUUUACAAACCAAUAGCAUGUGUUUUCGAAAGAAGACUUCCAGUGUAAGGCGGCGUUACAGUGAGUUUGUUUGGCUGCGUGAUUGUCUGGAACAGAAUGCUCUGAUCAUGGAGUUACCCAACUUGCCGCCCUGGAACCCCUUCUUCAGUCCGGGGAACAAAGAGCAGGUCUUGCAGAGGAUGAAGGGCUUCCAGGAGUUUUUAGAAAGUGUUGUUCAAAUACCUUUGUUGUUAUCGGACAGUCGACUCCAUCUGUUCCUGCAGUCAGACCUCAGCAUCACAAAGAUGGCAAAGUGUGCUUCUGGUAAGACUAGCUACACAGUGGCUGAAGCCAUACAGCGUUCCGGCAGCGGUUGCAUCAGCAGACUAGAAGACAAGGCCUCCUUUGACUCUGACUGUGAAAGCAGCUGUUCUUCGUCAGGCUUGGGAGGAAGUGUGGACACUUCAGUGCGAUGAAGCCCCGUCCCCUUCUUCGAGAUACUCCAUGGAGCUCUUGCUUAUCUAUCUUAACUUUCCUUCCAAAGAACAUGUUUUACCUUUCUAUUAACUUCAUUAGUCCCCUUAGACAGUUGUUUUAAUGAGCUUUAGUUUUCUCUUAAAGCAAAACCAUAGUAAUUUAAUUCAGUGUGUCUUGUAAAAAAGAUCAUGUUUUAUGUAUACAUUUUUAUGUGCACAGAAGCUGUACGGAGGAUAGCAAGGGAUGAGAUAUGAAUUGUACAUGUGAUACAAUUGUGAUUUUUAGAAAAAAAUAUUUUAAUACUUAUGUUAAUGGCUGCAAUAAAUUGUCUUUAUAAAUUAA
This is a messenger RNA of Sander lucioperca (pikeperch), 1128 nucleotides long. It is a transcript of the gene snx10a, whose product is annotated as sorting nexin 10a. Gene Ontology annotation, biological process: intracellular protein transport. The transcript has 7 exons. Bases 219 to 785 code for a protein of 188 amino acids. Gene Ontology annotation, molecular function: phosphatidylinositol binding. The record is from RefSeq and is a predicted model, not a curated record. NCBI's taxonomy places the organism in Eukaryota, Metazoa, Chordata, Actinopteri, Perciformes, Percidae.